AUGAGUGCUUCGUCCCUGCGGUCGGUCCUGCGGCCGUGUUUUGGAGCUCCUCUUACUCGCGCGGGGAAGCUCUUCGUUCUGACGCAUUCGGUUUCGCAAAUCCGCCAUGCUGCUUUCAUUGCAUCCCAGAAUAAACGCGUCUCCGUUUCUUCGCCGCAAUGGCCUUCCUAUCAUUCAAAGCGAACCGCUACAACCUCACCUGAGUCACCUACAGACCCUGUGUCCACCACCCCCUACUCGGAAUUGACUGUCGGAAUCCCUCUGGAAAUAUUCCCUGGUGAACGGCGCGUGGCAAUUACCCCGCAGAAUGUCGCCCUACUGUUGAAGAAGGGAGUUUCUCGGGUGCUCAUUGAACGCGGCGCAGGCGAGGGCGCCCAGCUCCAUGACAACGCCUACGAAAAAGCCGGCGCGACAAUGGUUGACCGCAAUGCAAUCUGGGCCCAGAGUGACAUUGUGCUGAAGGUUCGCAGUCCACAGUCCGAGGGACCGUUCAAUGAAAUCCAGGCUCUGCGCAAAGGCUCGACGAUUAUCUCUUUCAUGUAUCCCCUCCAAAACAAGCCUCUUGUUGAAGCUCUCGCGGCUCGCGGUGUUACUGCUUUUGCUAUGGAUCGCGUUCCCCGAAUCUCUCGUGCACAGGUAUUCGAUGCCCUUAGCUCCAUGGCCAACAUUGCUGGUUACAAGGCGGUGUUGGAGGCUUCUAAUCACUUCGGUCGCUUUUUGACUGGCCAAGUAACUGCUGCUGGAAAGAUUCCUCCUAGCAAAGUUCUUGUUAUCGGUGCCGGUGUAGCUGGAUUAAGUGCGAUCGCUUCUGCCCGUCGCAUGGGUGCUAUCGUUCGUGGCUUUGAUACCCGUCCUGCUGUUCGCGAACAGGUCCAAUCUCUGGGCGCCGAAUUCGUCGAGGUUGACUUCCAGGAAGACGGUGCUGGCCAAGGCGGGUACGCCAAAGAGAUGUCCAAGGAAUUCAUCGAUGCCGAAAUGAAACUGUUUAUGGAACAAGCUAAAGAGGUUGAUAUCAUCAUCACUACAGCCUUGAUUCCAGGAAAACCCGCCCCGAAGCUCAUUACCAAGGAAAUGAUCGCUGCUAUGAAGCCCGGUUCCGUCAUUGUUGAUCUUGCCGCAGAGGCAGGUGGCAAUUGCGAAGCCACGGUUCCUGGAGAAUUGAGCAGCUACAAGGAUGUCACCAUCAUCGGCUACACGGAUCUUCCCUCGCGUCUUCCCACCCAGUCCUCAACGCUGUACUCAAACAACAUCACCAAAUACUUUCUCUCCAUGGCUCCCCAGGAAAAGUCAUUUGGCGUCGACUUCAAAGAUGAAGUUGUGCGAGGCUCAAUUGUAACUCUGAACGGCGAAAUAAUUCCGCCUGCUGCUCCUUCUGCUCCUCCCCCGGCUCCAAAGCCUGAGGCUCAGUCUCAGACCAAGAAAGAGGAGGUGGCUUUGACGCCAUGGCAAAAGGCUACGCGUGAUGUCUCUGCAGUUACUGGUGCUAUGGGCACGACCCUGGCCCUGGGCAAGGCUACCGGUCCCAUCUUUAUGGGCAAUAUGAUGACAUUCGGGCUUGCUGGUUUGGUGGGCUACCGGGCUGUAUGGGGUGUAGCCCCUGCACUUCACUCGCCGCUGAUGAGUGUCACCAAUGCAAUCUCGGGCAUGGUUGGUAUAGGUGGUCUGUUCAUUAUGGGCGGAGGCUAUGUGCCAACUACAAUCCCUGAAUAUCUUGGUGCCGCCUCUGUACUUCUAGCCUUUGUCAACGUUUCUGGCGGUUUUGUGGUUACAAAGCGAAUGCUCGACAUGUUUAAACGCCCCACUGAUCCCCCCGAAUACCCAUGGCUAUAUGCUGUACCCGCAGUGGUCUUUGGCGGUGGAUUCAUCGCAGCUGCAAGCACAGGAAUGGCGGGUCUGGUACAAGCUGGGUAUCUCGUCAGCACGCUACUUUGCAUGGGGUCAAUCUCUGGGCUAGCCUCCCAGCAAACCGCCCGACGGGGUAAUAUCUUCGGUAUUCUCGGUGUGGUCUCUGGUAUCCUGGCUUCAUUGGCCGCCGUCGGCUUUUCCCCAGAGACCCUGACACAAUUCACUGCUGUCGCUGGAGCAGGUGCAGUUAUUGGCGGUUUGAUCGGCCGUCGGAUCACGCCAACUGGUCUCCCCCAGACCGUCGCUGCUCUCCACUCAGUGGUUGGAUUGGCUGCCGUUCUCACCAGCGCUGGCAGCGUGAUGGCCGAUAUUGGUGAUAUCACAACCCUGCACCUGACGACUGCAUACUUGGGUGUUUUGAUCGGCGGUAUUACCUUUACCGGUUCGAUUGUAGCAUUCAUGAAACUGGCCGGGCGCAUGUCAUCUAAGCCCACAAUUCUGCCUGGCCGCCAUAUUAUCAACUCGACGUUGCUCGGCGGAAACAUUGCGACUAUGGGGACGUUCCUUACCAUGGCACCGGGAAGCCCUGCUAUAGCAGCUGCCUGUCUUGGUACAAGUACCAUUCUCAGUUUCCUGAAGGGAUAUACCACAACAGCAGCCAUUGGAGGUGCGGAUAUGCCUGUCGUCAUUACUGUGCUCAACGCGUACUCUGGAUUCGCUCUUGUAGCCGAAGGCUUGAUGCUCGACAAUCCACUUCUUACCAGCGUCGGAUCCCUGAUUGGAGUUAGCGGCUCCAUCCUUUCAUACAUUAUGUGCGUCAACAUGAACCGGUCUCUCGCAAAUGUCCUCUUUGGUGGCAUCUCGAGUCCAGUGUCCUCUGAGAGUCAAAAGAAGAUUGAAGGCGAGAUCACACAGACCAGCAUCGACGAUACCGUGGAAGCUCUUUCCAGUGCCGAGAACGUCAUCAUUGUCGUUGGCUAUGGAAUGGCUGUUGCCAAGGCCCAGUAUGCGCUUUCUGAGAUUGUUGGUAUCUUGCGCGCCCGCGGUGUCAACGUUCGUUUCGCUAUUCAUCCCGUUGCCGGCCGAAUGCCCGGUCAAUGCAACGUGCUGCUUGCUGAGGCUUCCGUGCCGUAUGACAUCGUCUUGGAGAUGGAAGAAAUCAACGACGACUUCUCUGACACGGAUGUCACACUUGUCAUUGGUGCAAACGACACCGUCAAUCCCAUCGCCAUGGAGCCCGAUUCUGCCAUUUCUGGCAUGCCCGUUCUCCACGCAUGGAAGAGUAAAGAGGUUAUUGUCAUGAAGCGCGGCAUGUCUAGCGGAUAUGCCGACGUACCAAAUCCUAUGUUCUUCAUGCCUGGUACACGCAUGCUAUUCGGUGAUGCCAAGACUUCUUGCGACGCUAUUAAAUCUGCCCUGGAGGCACGGAAAUAG
This is a messenger RNA of Penicillium soppii, 3279 nucleotides long. RefSeq names its product putative nicotinamide nucleotide transhydrogenase. The transcript is spliced from 5 exons. NCBI's taxonomy places the organism in Eukaryota, Fungi, Ascomycota, Eurotiomycetes, Eurotiales, Aspergillaceae. Bases 1 to 3279 code for a protein of 1092 amino acids. The record is from RefSeq and is a predicted model, not a curated record. Gene Ontology annotation, biological process: proton transmembrane transport; NADPH regeneration. Gene Ontology annotation, cellular component: mitochondrial inner membrane. Gene Ontology annotation, molecular function: NADP binding; NAD binding.